AUGCAGAAAUUCGAAGCAUUAACUUGCUAUCUGCCUCACUGCAGCCGUAAGGCUGAACAGUUUGUCACUUACAAUGAAAGAUAUGUGUGUGGGUUCUGUGUAGACUCUAAUCACGAUGACGACAAUGUGAUUACUCUGAUCGACCCCAAGAAAUGCCAAUAUGCUCUUGAUUUAGUCGAUGUCAACAUCAAAUCAGUAGAAUCGAUGAUUAGUUAUGAUAAAACUCUAAGAUAUAAAUGGACUCAUUUAAUUAAAGAACUUGAGGAAUUCAGAAAAAAGACAAACGACCUCAAAGAAGACCUUCAGCUGCUUGUUCAGCACAAGAAAUGGCCAAAGUUUAUUGAUGUCAAGCACAAUAUUGACUCACUGAAGCAAGAAUGGAGAGAAAGUAACAUCUUAUUGGAAUAUCUGAAGUUCAUGAACAAAGAGAGCACCAGAUUAAGACUGAUUGGAGCCCAGAAUGGUAAUCUUCUGAUUGCUGAGAACGCGGACCUGAAGAAAACUUGUCGUGAGCUUAGAGAUGAGAAAAUUGAUACCAAUAUCAAAUUGAACAAGGCAAUUGAUGGACUUAAGAUUCAGAAUGAUCAUCUCAAGAACAAAAAUGAUUCCAUUACUGCAGAGAAAGAUGAUGUUGUUGGCCAGCUUGAAGCUGCCAAAGAACAAAUAAGAGGACUUGAGCAGCAAACAGCUCAAGUGGAUGAACUAAAAGUUCAGAAUACUAAGCUUGACAGAGAACUUUUGAAGGCCCAAACAAAAAACAAGGAACAAGCAAGUCAAAUCUCUGAUCUCAAAAGCAAUUUCCAAGAUAUGAAAGAAGUUUCUGAUAAAUCUCAAGCAAGCAUGGAGCAACUAAAGACAACUCAUUCCCAAACAAACGAUAAAAUCGAAACCUCUUUUAAACACCUCCAAAAUACUUGUCUAAAUUUACAGCAAGCUCUCUCUGAGAGUAUAGAAAAUGUCUGGAUGGACAUUGACUUUUUGAAGGUUAUCCAGAAUCAAAAUCAGAAAGAAAAUAAAGAUUUGUUUCAAUCUCUCAAAGAAAGUCAAAUCGCAAACGAAGACUUCAUAAAAUCCAUUGAUGAAAUACAAAAGACACAAAGCAUGACCAAAGAAGUGAUUACUCAAAACCUGACCUCACUUGCAAUUCUCAAGGUAUUAGGUAUCAAGAAUGAAAUUCAAAUUCCCAGAGAAGAUACUGAAUUUCUAAACAAAUUAUCCUCCAGCAAGAGCAUUAGGUUUGAUAUGAGAAAAGAAGUGCACAAGGCGAUGAUUACAUUAGUGAACAAGCAAAUGCUCAGCCAUUUAGAUUUAUUGGAUUUGUAUGACAUUAACUUAACCAGUCAAGCUGACAACAUCCACUUCCUCUCCACCUGCAUCCCUCCCAAACUCCACACUCUUUUCAUCGACUUCUCCCCAAGCGAUAAGCCCAUAACUCCUUACCUGCCCCACAUCCUCAAGCUCAAGUCCAACAUCACCACCAAACUCAGACUCAUCUACGUGACCAUGAAGAAGUCAGAGAAGCAGCAGAUAGAACAAGCUUUUAGCGGCAUUCAGCUUGAAUUUGGAGGUAAGGUUUUGUGUUGAUGUGUAGACAGUACAGUUUGUUGUUCAGAGUUUAGAUGUGAAUUUAGUAGAUGGAUAGUUGGACGUAGGAAUUGGAAAAGGUAA
Molecule: messenger RNA, 1668 nt
Organism: Moneuplotes crassus
Lineage: Eukaryota; Ciliophora; Spirotrichea; Euplotida; Euplotidae
Source: the annotation of a GenBank genome assembly